This is a messenger RNA of Hemibagrus wyckioides, 2905 nucleotides long. RefSeq names its product phospholipase C, delta 1a (gene plcd1a). Gene Ontology annotation, molecular function: phosphatidylinositol-4,5-bisphosphate phospholipase C activity; calcium ion binding. The transcript has 15 exons. Lineage: Eukaryota; Metazoa; Chordata; Actinopteri; Siluriformes; Bagridae. The record is from RefSeq and is a predicted model, not a curated record. Gene Ontology annotation, biological process: phosphatidylinositol-mediated signaling; lipid metabolic process. Bases 300 to 2597 code for a protein of 765 amino acids.
GAGAGAGAGAGGGUGUGCAUGUGUGUGUGUGUGUGUUAGAGAGAGAGAGAGAGAGAGAGUGUGUGUGUGUGCGUGAGACCGACAGAGAGAGAGAGAGAGAGAGAGAGUGUGUGUGCGUGAGACCGAGAGAGAGAGAGAGAGAGAGAGUGUGUGUGUGUGCGUGUGUGUGAUUUGGAACACGCCCCGCACUUGGUAACAGGGAUGAACGUCAUGGGUUUCCAGUGUCAUCUUAGUUUGCAGAAAAUAUCCAUCUAACUUUAUUAGCGAGUCUGUGAAUAGAGCUGUAGAAACACGGGACCAUGUCUGGAGACAGGGGGUCUGAAAAUAACACACAGGAAACACAUGAAGGUGGGAAGAAUAAUGGAAAACAUAAAGGCCUGGAGGGUGACGCAAGCCUGCAGUUCCUGACAAAAGGAGCCGAGUUGAUCAAGGUGAAAUCCAACAAAUGGAAGAAGAAGCGCUUCUACAAGCUGAUGGAGGACGGCCAUACCGUGUGGAAAGAGUCGCGCAAGGGCAUCAGGAAAGAUCACACCUUCUCCAUCGAUGACAUCGAUUCGGUGCGUCUCGGCCGCCAGUCCGAAGGCUUGCGGAAGUACACGGACAAAGCGGUGGAGGAUCGGUGCUUCUCCAUCAUCUUCAAAGGCAAACGCAGCAAUCUCGACCUGAUCGCUACCAGCAAAGACGACGCCAGGAAGUGGGUGACGGGGCUGGAGAAGGUCAUCGCCAACAUGCAAAACCUCAAUUCUCAACAGAAAAGCGAACACUGGAUCAUCAGCUGCAUGCAGAAAGCCGACAAAAACCACGACAACAAGAUGACCCUGAAGGAAACCAAGCAGUUCUUGCGCCAGAUCAACGUCGAGGUGAACGACAUGUACGCCGCCAUGUUGUUUGAGAAAUGUGACACAUCGAGGUCAGGAACUCUGGAGGGAGAGGAGAUCAAGCUUUUCUAUGAGCUGCUAACGAAACGUGACGAAAUCGACGUCAUCUAUGGGAAGUACGCGAAAACCGGUGGUCAGAUGAGUGCCAACGAUCUGCUAACCUUCCUGCAGCAGGAGCAGAAGGAGGCUGCGUCUCUGGACGACGCGCUCAAGCUUAUAGACAAAUACGAGCCAGAUCUUACAGCCAAGCAGAAUAAGUACAUGACCAAAGACGGCUUCCUGAGGUAUCUGACCCAUUUGGAAGGUCUGAUCCUGAACCCUGCCCACAUCGGUGUAUAUCAGGACAUGAGGCAACCACUCAAUCAUUACUUCAUCUCCUCCUCCCAUAACACCUACCUGAUGGAGGACCAGCUCAAAGGACCGAGCAGUAUCGAGGCCUACAUCAGAGCGCUGUUAAAGAGCUGCCGCUGUGUGGAGCUGGACUGCUGGGAUGGACCCAACGGUGAGCCCAUCAUCUAUCACGGACACACGCUCACGUCCAAGGUGCUGUUCAAGGACGUCAUCGAGGUGAUCAAGGAGUCCGCUUUUAAAACGUCUCAGUAUCCCGUAAUCCUGUCUUUGGAGAACCACUGCUCAGUGGAACAGCAGAAAGUCAUGGCUCGCCACAUGACCUCCAUCCUGGGCAGCGCUCUUCUCACUCGCCCGCUGGGGAAAGAGGUUCCCACCUGCUUGCCAUCGCCUGAGGAUUUAAAGGGGCGGAUCCUGGUGAAAGGUAAACGCCUAAACAAGCUGGACGUGGCGUUUAACAACAACACGGAUGACGCGGACUGCGUGUCUGAAGAAGAUGAAUCCGCCGAAGCCAAACAGGGGGAACAGGAGACCAAAACGAAGAAAAAAAAGAUCCAGCUCGCUAAAGAGCUAUCCGACCUGGUGAUCUACUGCAAGAGCGUUCACUUCAACAGCUUCGAGCAUUCGCGUGAGAGGCAGGCCUGCUACGAGAUGGCGUCCUUCAAGGAAAGCAAAGCCAAGAACCUGGCAGAAAAUUCAGCUACUGAAUACAUUACCCACAACAUGGACAAGCUGAGCAGGAUUUACCCCGCGGGCACACGGACAGACUCGUCCAACUACAAUCCUGUGACCAUGUGGAACGCAGGCUGCCAAAUCGUGGCUCUGAACUUCCAAACAUACGGCAAGGAGAUGGAUUUGAACCAAGGACGAUUCCUCCCUAAUGGGAAGUGCGGCUACAUCCUGAAGCCUGAAUUCAUGAGGAAGCCGGGGUCUCGGUUUAACCCUAACAUGCUCACGCAAGGACCCUGGUUGAAGAAGAAGAUCCUGCACGUCAUGGUCAUCUCAGCACAGCAGCUUCCCAAACUCAACAAGGAUAAACCCAAAUCCAUAGUGGACCCGUAUGUCAGGGUGGAUAUCUUCGGAGUGCCGACAGACCGAGCCAGCUCACAGACGCAGUACAUCACAGACAACGGCUUCAAUCCGUCGUGGAACGCAAGGUUCGAUUUCACCAUUCAGGUGCCGGAGUUGGCCAUCGUGCGCUUCCUGGUGGAGGAUUACGACACUGCAUCACACAACGACUUCAUUGGCCAGUACACACUACCUUUUACCAGCAUGCAGAAUGGAUACCGUCACAUUCCCCUGCUCACGAAAAACGGCGACGUCAUCCCUUCAGCAAAACUGUUCGUCCACCUCAUGGUCCUGGACGCCUGAAGUCAGUGCAGGGGUUAAAGGAGACGUCACAGAAAACUCUCCGAUUAUAUAUUUCUCUAGAAUGUGGAGGAAAUGGUCACUGUCUAAACCUUUCCUUGUAAAAAGAGACACUAUCUGUUGGCUCCUUAAGAAAUGACCAUUUCUAAUGCUGUUAUUUUCUAUUAACUACAAAUGUAAAAAUGUAGGUGUGUGUGUGUGUGUGUGUGUGUGUGAUAGAAAUCAGGUUUUAAUGAAACUGUUUUUAAAGUGAUCCCACAUCACAACACUGUCUAUAAAUAUUUCUAUUUUUUUUUUUUAACCAGGAUAAA